Molecule: messenger RNA, 1535 nt
Organism: Cuscuta campestris
Lineage: Eukaryota; Viridiplantae; Streptophyta; Magnoliopsida; Solanales; Convolvulaceae
Source: the annotation of a GenBank genome assembly
CCAUCGUGAACCAGACGCUCGCACACCCACCCCAUUCGACUCUCUGCACAGGUGCACCAGAGUUUGAGGAUUCAAAUUCAAAAUCGGGAGAAAUUAGGUGUCAGGUUUGUGGUGGUUGCAUCUACAAUCAAGCAUGGAAGCAUAUGUAAUCAACAAAAACUGUUAAUUUAAGGCAAGAUCUACUUCACAGCUAUGGUUUGAGCACUUUUAUACAUCGCACUUUAUGAAAAGGUGUCAAAAGUCUACACAACUCGAUAACUAAUAAAUGUGUUCUACAGCUUGUUAUUGAUGAUAGUGACUCUAACAGGUACUUUUCUCCCAAAGAGCUGCGAGUAAUUAAAAACAUGCUCAAGCUCAUCAUUCCCAGAGAUGUCUCGGCCGUCUCAAGGUCAUUUCUUGCUCGAGCAUUCGAUCGGAAACUCUCGGUCCUGACAACACAGAGGAGGAAGCUGGAAGGGAAGGUGGCGCUGAUCACGGGGGCAGCCAGUGGCAUAGGGAAAGAAACCGCAGCAAAGUUCAUCACCCACGGCGCCAAAGUGGUGAUCGCCGACAUCCAAGAGCAGGCCGGGAGGGACGCCGCCGCCGAGCUCGGCGAAAACGCCGCCUUCGUGGCCUGCGACGUCUCCAACGAGUCACACGUCUCCGCCGCCGUGGACUUCGCGGUGUCCCUCCACGGCCGCCUCGACAUCAUGUACAACAACGCCGGCAUCCCGUGCCGGACCCCACUCAGCGUGGUUGACCUCGACAUGGCAGACUUUGACCGAGUAAUGUCGGUCAACGCCCGCGGCGUGGUGGCGGGAAUCAAGCACGCCGCCCGCGUCAUGAUCCCCCGCCGCUUCGGGUGCAUACUCUGCACCGGGAGCGUGACGGGGGUGCUGGGGGGGUUGGCCCAGCACACCUACAGCAUCUCGAAGUCCGCGGUGGUCGGAAUCGUGAGAUCCGCCACGGCCGAGCUCUGCAGGCACGGGAUUAGGAUCAAUUGCAUUUCCCCUUUUGCCCUUCCGACGGCCUUCUCUCUCCCGGAAAUGAAGGAAUACUUUCCGGGCGCUGACGACGGGGUCCUCGCCGGAAUGCUGCACGAGUCCGGGGCGCUGGAGGGGGCUCACUGUGAGCCCGGCGACGUCGCGAACGCCGCCGUUUUUCUGGCUUCCGAUGACGCCAAGUACAUCAGCGGACAGAAUCUGGUGGUGGACGGCGGGUUUACAUCAAUCAAGAGUUUGAAUCUUCGGAUGCCGGAUCAAAUUUGAGUUGAUGGGGAAAUAAUGAUUUCUGGGAAUUUUAGUGGUUAAAAGAGAAUAUUGGAGUAGUAUUGCAUAAUUGGUCACAUUUGGGAGUAUUAAUGCGAACCAUUCCUUAAUUAUAAUGAUUAAUGUUAAUGCAAGUGACUAGUCACCCCGGCUUUCUUUGGACAGAUUGGGUGUUUAUUGUUUUAACAUGUAUUUUAAUUUCUAAGAUGCGGGCAUUUGUCUCUUGUUAAAAUAGAAAGUUACCCACACUUUCAUUUGGUUUGAGAGCAAUAGAAAUGGGGUGAUGCU